AUGACGAAGGCCGACACGUACGAGUCCAUCGCUGAUUCAUAUCAGGCCGCCUACGCAACAGACCACGUGGUCCUUCACUUUCUAGAUCGCGCCUUGGGACACUUGGCCCCAGAGUCCCGUAUCUUGGAUGCCGGCUGUGGGACUGGAAACCCUGUUUCUGUAGCACUAGUUGAGGCAGGGCACCAUGUCAAGGGUAUUGACAUCUCCCCGGCCAUGCUGGACCUGUACAGGAAGAACGUUCCAACGGCCCAAUGUGAAGUGACAGACAUGUGCUCCUACCAACAUCCGACAGAGGAGCCGCUGGAUGCCGUGUUUAAUAUUCGUGCCCUAUUUGGCAAGAAGAGGAAUGAGAUCGAGCAUAUAAUACAGAACUGGGGAACAUGGGUACAAAGCGGUGGUCUGCUGUGUAUGGUUGUCAUUGCCCUCGAUGACUACAACCCCGCCAAGAUUGUGGGCGGCGUUGAUCCAGAUGGAUAUUGUGCAACAGUCAAGAGGCGGUUUAUGGGCGAAGACAGUUUGAACGCGUUGUUUUCUCGAGCCGGAUGGCGGUACCUAUUGGAAACAAACGGGUUUGACAUUGUGGAAGAAGAGACGGAGCUUUUCGUGCCACCUGAUGAGGUUGACUCCGAUGAUGCACCGCAGUUUUGUUUCAUCGCUCGGAAAAUCUGA
Molecule: messenger RNA, 669 nt
Organism: Aspergillus bombycis
Lineage: Eukaryota; Fungi; Ascomycota; Eurotiomycetes; Eurotiales; Aspergillaceae
Product: class I SAM-dependent methyltransferase
Exons: 1
Coding region: 1-669 (222 amino acids)
Source: RefSeq, a predicted model, not a curated record